Messenger RNA from Phascolarctos cinereus (koala), 4289 nucleotides. The record is from RefSeq and is a predicted model, not a curated record. NCBI's taxonomy places the organism in Eukaryota, Metazoa, Chordata, Mammalia, Diprotodontia, Phascolarctidae.
UGACGUUAUCGAGCGCGCCGAGCCUAGAGCCCCGCCCUUCCCCGGCCGUCGCGCCACUGACUAGGCAGCCAUGGAGCCGGCUUUGCGGCUGGGAGCGGGUGUCUCCAAACAAGAAAUUCGUGAAAAGAUUUGGGAUUAUAUGGAAGCACAAAAUAUAGCUGAUUUUCCGAGGCCUGUCCAUCAUAGGAUUCCUAAUUUCAAGGGUUCUUCUCAUGCUGCUGAAAGACUGCUGCAUUUACAGGAAUUUAAAAUGUCCAGGACUGUUAAAGGGUCUUAUGAGGCUUGCCAAAAUAUCAGAGAGCUAGAAGGCUACUCCAGAAUGCAAGAAGUUAAAGUGGAUCCUGAUAAACCUUUGGAAGGAGUUCGACUAAUAGUACUACAGGGCAGAAAAACUUUGUUAGUUCCUACGCCACGAUUGAGAACGGGAUUAUUUAAUAAGAUUGUCCCACCACCAGGAGCAACAAAAGAAAUCUUGAGAAAAUGUGCCACUUCUCAGGGUGUAAAAAACUACAGCGUACCCAUAGGUUUGGAUUCCAGAGUCCUAGUGGAUUUGAUAGUGGUGGGAUCAGUGGCUGUUUCUGUAAAAGGAUGGAGAAUUGGGAAGGGAGAAGGUUAUGCUGACAUGGAAUAUGCAAUGAUGGUAUCCAUGGGAGCAGUCCGGGAGGAGACCCCAGUAGUGACCAUUGUGCAUGACUGCCAGGUGGUUGAUAUACCUGAAGAGCUGCUUGGUGACCAUGAUCUAACUGUGGAUUACAUCCUCACUCCCACCAGAGUGAUUGUGACCGGCUGCACGAGGCCAAAGCCACAGGGUAUCAUAUGGUCCAUGGUCAGUGACGAGAUGAUGAAAAGAAUCCCGAUCUUAAAGAAUCUUCAUUUCCGAGAGAAGAAAGCAGGGAAAGACAUCACUUUGCAGAAGGAACACUUGGCACAUUUGAAGACCAGCCAGAGGCGAGCACCCCUCCAGAACCCUGGCCAGAUAGCCUCUGUCAGACCUCCAGACACGGUGCAUUCUUCUCAUCGGGAUGAUGAGCGCAUAACUUCAAAAACAGAAUCCUCCGACGUCACCACUGUUUAUGUGGGUAACAUCCCUCAGGACGCUAGAAGUCACUGAAGUCCAGUGGGCAGGACGAAAAUCACCAACUAGAGAUGGCCUGGGAUGCAGUGGAUGACAUUGGUGUCUUCAGUGUCUGAUGAAGCUCUGAGCAGUCCACGAUGCCUGCUUCAGCCGGCUUCAUGGGCUUCGGAACAAAUUGUUUACAUCCACCCAUUCUGCUGGGGGGAGAUCUUCACAUGUUUGAGGUAGACACCCCCCCACCUCACCGACGGGGUUCGAGGCCCAUCAGUUACCCUCAACCUGGUUUAGCCUGUCUGCUGAGCCGGUUUACGGAGGGGUGACCUUUCUGCAUGCUACAGCUUCUUGGAACCACAAAUGAGAGUUGGAUGAAUCAGAUGGACACCAAAGGUAGAUGAGCAGCCCUGAAAAGGACCAGCAGCCUUCACACUAAAGGUGCUGGUCCUCCUUAACACCUCAAAUGCCAGUAUAAGCUCUUUCACUGGUGUACCUUUAACAAGGGAGAGAAUUGGGCCGUGAAGACUUUGCUAUGAACUCUGUAGUUCAUCUUUCUUAAGAAACUUGAUUACUUAUUGCAUAUAAUUUUUUAUAAGAUGCUGUCAUUAUGGUUGGUAGUCUUUAAUGUAGUUCUGACCCUGGGUCGAGGGUUAUGUUUAUCCUUCUGUUUCUUUUCUUUUACCAACCUUCCUUUAACGGUACCCUCUUUUCUAUACUGUCCUAACAUCUUCCUCACAAAAACUCUGGCAGGAAGGGAUCUCAAGGGUACAGGGAGUACCAAAAUUCUUGGUGCUUAAGCUUUAUCUAAUUGCCUAAAAAUGCACCAAAACUUUUGGAACACUCUGUUUUCCCCAUUUUACAAAUGAGGAAAUAGGCUAAAAGAUUAAGUGACUUGCCCAUGUUCACCUAGUGCUCUUUUCAAUGUAUCAAGAUUUCUUUCAAGAUUUCUUCUCUGCCCCUACAUUUGAACUGUCAAGGUAAGGAUGCCAUGCUAGAUUUGCCCGGGAAUUCUGGACAUCAAUGAGCUACCUUUGACAGCUGUAUUAACUCAUUUGGGCCAGAAGGGGGUGCUAGAGAACAAGCUAAUAUGGUGCCUGCAGCACCUCAACCUUUUUUUUAAAUACUGGCAAUGCUUGAAAAUUUUCUGAGAUGCACCUGGUAGGAGGUUGAGGGAGAGCAAAGAUGAGGGGUUUCUCAACACCUUAUGGAUAAAAUUGUUAUUGUUGUGUAUGAGUAUAUUGGAGGAGGGGAGGUCUGGAGGAAGAAAUACCACUGAUAGAAAGGAUGGAGGAAGAGAAAACAAGGUUCUUGAAAAAUUUUUUUAAACUUUUGCUAUAGUGCUUUGAGGAUGGGAUGGUGGGGUGCAGAUUGCUCAAAAUUUCUCUUGCAAUGCUUGGCUUUUUCCCACAUCAGUGCUUUUGCUUAUACUUUCUCUUCCCCGCCUUCCCUAAGGCUAUCUAUCAAAAUAUUGCUUAGCUAAAAUCCUACAUAUUCCAUGAAGCCUUCCCAGAUCUCCCCAACUGGAUGUAACUUCUUCCUCUGAACCCUAUAGCCCUUUGCCCCUCUUUAUAUAGUUAUUUGUAUACUUACUCAGUCCUGUAUCUUAUCCUUUUCUGCAGUGCUUAGCAGUUCCCUUGUCUUUGAAAGUAAAUCAUAAAAGGCACUUCAGGUUAUUUAAAGUGCUUGCUCUAUCAUAAAACCACAUAAGAUCUCCUUCCCUAAGCUUCCUCUUGAAAGGAAAGUUUGUAAGGAAGUGAAUUCCCUACUCAGCCUGAAGCUCACUGCCUCAUGGGGUAAAUUGGAGGAGUCUCUGUGAUGUGGUUUUGUGGGUUACUUUCCAGGCAUAGUAUCAUCCACACACACGUAAAUCCCUCAGGACUUUGCCUUUCUGGGUCAAGAGCAAUGGUUUGAGACUGUCCCUGCCCAGGGGCACUGCAUACCCUAUUCAUUAGUUUGAGAGGACAGUCCUGAUGACCUAACAUGGCAUGUAAACUCUGGUAUAGUUCAUGAGGAACCCAGUUAGAUGGCAAACCUUGGGAGAAACUACUUGUAUUAGGGAUAUGUGCAGCCUGGCAUAAUGCCUACCAACUUUGUAGAACCACCUGUGUGUUCCUAUGCACAUGAUAACAUUAGGCCUUGCAGAACCUGAAUUAAGUGAAAUUUGGGUCUAUGCUGAAAGUCUUCCCUACGUUAGAUGCUAAUGGAGCAUUUAUGUUUGCCAAACUUCAUUCUAGUCGUGAAGGAGAUUUGGCAAAGAAGGAAUUAAGAUGAUCAUUAAUCACAGAGCAAGCUAGACAUUAAAUUGUAAGGUAUGCCCCUCUACUUGCCAGAAUUGUCCUCCUAGAUACUCAUGGACUCAAGAGUAUGUUAGGGCUGACAAUGACUUUGGGUGUCAUUUUGUCCAAGUUGCUCAUUUUUGCAGAAGAGGUAACUGAAGGUUACUGAAGACCAUGGAGAAGUGACUUUAAGAAUAUAAGGUACCAUGCCAUAUGAGGACCAGGUGGCAAGACAAAAGAUGGUUAGCCUCAAGAAGAGAAGACUUUGGAAGAAGUAGAGGCACACAUAGUUAAGUAAUUGAAGCACCAAUAAAUGGAAUAAGGCUUAGAUUUGCAUGACUGCCCUAAUGGGCAGAGCUUGGAGCUGUAUGAGGAAGUUAUCAGGAGGUUGAUUUAGGCUUGGUGGAAGGAAAAACUGACUCAAUUGGAGCUUUUCAGAAGUGGAACUGCACUACUUUGGGAGGUCUUCAAACAAACAUUGAGUGACCACUUGCCAAGAAUGUUGCAAAGAUCCUUCUUUGGGCAUUGGUUGGUCUAAAUGACUUAGGAACUGCAUCUGGCAUUCUGUGACUCUUUGAUUUGCCUGAGGUCACAUUGUGCCAGUUGCCUUAUCUUACUCUGGAUUUCAGAUCCUCAAGUGAUUGACAAAAGUGUAUCAGUGACGAAGUAGCCACUAGUAUCCAUGUGCUGACCGAGAUUAUAAAAAUACACAAAUGCAAAAACCUGCCUAUUCAUUUUUCCAAUUAAAUUGUUUUUCAGAGAUUGUAGAACCCCAGAGCAAGUAAGAAGGGAUCUGAGAGGUCAUAGAUGAGCCCAUCCCCCUGCCAGACUCAUGAAUCGCCUCCCUAACACCCUAAUGGCAAUCUUUUUUUUUUAAUACUAGUUUCCUUUAUUCUUAUAGUUAAUUUUUAAUGGUAUUUUAUUUUUCCCAAUUACAUGUCAAG